AUGUCUGCAGACCUACCCAAGCGAGAUGCAGUGACUGCUGCAUUCAAGCACGCAUGGCUAGCCUACGAGAGGGACGCGAUGGGCGAUGACGAGUACCAUCCCAUUGGCAAGUCCGGCUCGAACUUGACGAGUGCUGGCGGCAUCGGCUACACCGUUGUCGACUCGAUUGAUACCAUGAUCAUCAUGGGACUCGACGAGGAAUAUCAGCGUGCACGGACCUGGGUCGCAGAAAAGAUGUCCUUUGAGCGCGAUGGAAACUUCAACACAUUCGAAACGACGAUCCGCGUGCUUGGUGGCCUGUUGUCUGCAUUCCACCUCAGCGGAGACUCGAUGUACGUCGAGCGCGCGAAAGACCUCGCGGAUCGCAUCGUGCCGGCGUUUAGUACCAAGACGGGGCUUCCGCUUUCUCAAGUUAAUCUUGCGAAGCGCAUCGGUGUGCCGGACAAUGACAACCGGGGGCUCGUCAGCACAGCUGAGGUAUCCACGCUGCAGCUAGAACUCAAGUACCUGAGUCUCCUGACAGAUGAAGAGGUCUACUGGGAGAAGGCGGAACAGGUAAUGAAAGUCAUCAAAGACGCCCGCAUCGCGACAGGUCUCGCUUCUAUCUUCUUGAAUCCUGAUGAUGGUAAAUUCGCAAUAUCGCCUAUCCGUCUGGGAUCUCGUGGCGACUCGUAUUACGAAUACCUGUUAAAACAGUAUAUCCAAACUAACUAUACUGAGCCUGUGUAUCGCGAUAUGUACGAUGAUGCCAUGACGGCUGUGCACACGCACCUCAUCAAAAAAUCUGAAGAGGAAGGACUGACAUACACUGCGGAGAUUCUCCCCGAGCGGGAUACACAGGGCAAAAUAACCUGGCGUAUGAUACCCAAGCAGGACCAUCUGGUCUGCUUCUUUGGCGGCUCGCUCAUGCUCGGCGCGGUGACAACCGGGACCAUAGAACAUGCUGCGUCAGUCCCGCCUCGCGCGGCAGAGCUGACUGCACAGGGAACGCGCGACUGGAUUAGCGGCGUCGAGCUUGUGCGCACAUGUAUGGAGACACACAGGACAGCGACCGGGCUAUCCCCAGAGAUCGUGCACUUCAAGACCGCCACGGACCACAUCGAGAGUGCCCACGACUGGUACAUCAAAGGCGCACGCCCAGGCCACACGCCGUACGACGCACGCUACAUCCUCCGGCCCGAGACGGUGGAAUCGCUCUUUAUUGCAUGGCGCCUUACGGGCGACCCGCAGUACCGGCAGUGGGGCUGGGAGAUCUUCGAGGCGAUCGAGGCGCACUGCCGCGUCGCGUCCGGCGGGUACGCGAGCGUGCUGAACGUGGACGCGCUGCCAGUCGCGCUCGAGGACAAGAUGGAGACGUUCCUGAUGAGCGAGACGCUAAAGUACCUCUACCUGCUCUUCUCGGACGAGAGCGUGCUGCCGCUGUCGGAAUACGUGUUCAAUACAGAGGCACAUCCCUUCCCCAUCUUCCACCCCACGCGUGGCACGGGUUUCUUCUGAGUCGGACCGAUCCCCGUAGCACCCUAGGCGCUCUGUACAAUUUUAUCUACC
This is a messenger RNA of Postia placenta MAD-698-R-SB12, 1548 nucleotides long. RefSeq names its product glycoside hydrolase family 47 protein. Gene Ontology annotation, biological process: carbohydrate metabolic process; N-glycan processing. Bases 1 to 1497 code for a protein of 498 amino acids. Lineage: Eukaryota; Fungi; Basidiomycota; Agaricomycetes; Polyporales; Adustoporiaceae. The transcript is spliced from 16 exons. Gene Ontology annotation, molecular function: mannosyl-oligosaccharide 1,2-alpha-mannosidase activity; calcium ion binding. Gene Ontology annotation, cellular component: membrane; endoplasmic reticulum. The record is from RefSeq and is a predicted model, not a curated record.